Schizophyllum commune H4-8 is the source of this 1297-nucleotide messenger RNA. RefSeq lists its product as uncharacterized. Gene Ontology annotation, biological process: ribosomal large subunit biogenesis. Gene Ontology annotation, molecular function: protein binding. Gene Ontology annotation, cellular component: nucleolus; preribosome, large subunit precursor. The record is from RefSeq and is a predicted model, not a curated record. The transcript is spliced from 6 exons. The coding region runs from base 9 to 1217 and encodes 402 amino acids. Lineage: Eukaryota; Fungi; Basidiomycota; Agaricomycetes; Agaricales; Schizophyllaceae.
CCCUCGUCAUGGCCAGGUUCAUCGUCGGCGAUGAACUGGGAAACUUGAAGACUCUCCGUUUUGCAUUGGGACAGGAGGGGGACGCUCCUCAACUUAAAACUAUCCAUCAAGGGUCUGUAGAAGGCUCUACGCGAGCCGUACAGGUCCUCGCCGUGAAUACGGCGGAUAAUGAGACUAUAACUGCAACGGGAUACUCUGAUGGGUCUGCGGCACUCUACUCGAUAGGGGAGGAUGAUGAAGUUGAGGCUCUGUCCGAAUGGAAGGAAACUCGCUUCAAGCAGCGCUAUGUCGGACUGGGGCUGCUUGGGUCCUCGAAAUCAGUGCUGUCUUGUACUGCAAACGGUGCCUUGCGGCGCACCCGCGCGGCGGAAGGUCAGGUCGAAGCAGAUAUCGCAGCUCUGCCAACGCGCCUCUGCGACUGGAAACUGGCCCCCAACGGCGAUGCUUUUGCGUACGGAGGCGACGAGGUUGAGGUCUCUGUGUGGGACACGGAGAAAGCCUUCACCGCUCCGCCAGUCGUCGUUUCCAAGCCCGCGCCGCCGGCAGGCAAGAAGCGCAAGCGCAACGAUGUCCUCCUUCCUGGCGAGAUAUGGCGGGCUAAAAAUGUUGCAAACGACAACCUUGGCUUGCGGCAACCCGUACACAACACGUCUUUGACGUUUAUCUCGUCAACAAGCACAUCUGCUCACGAUAUCGUGGCUGGCACCCAGUACGGGCACGUACGUCGGUACGACACGAGGGCAGCGAGGAAGCCCGUAGCGGAUUGGGAUAACGUCGUCAAAAUCGGGGGCGUGAGGGCCGUACAGAAGGGACUGAACGAGCACGAACUAUUUGUCAGCGAUGCGGGCUGUAAUCUCAUGUCUCUUGACUUGCGAAAUGGGCAUGUUGCCUACAGCUACAAGGGGAUCGCUGGUGCUGUGGUUUCGAUGGCUCCUGCACCUUCAUUGCUAGUCAGCGCUGCACUGGAUCGAUUGGUGCGGAUACAUAGUACCUUCUCGCCGCAACUCGGACAGCAAGACCGCAAGGGCGAGGUCCUGCAAAAGGUCUUCAGCAAGAGCGUCCCCACUGUCGUUGCCUGGGAUCAGCGCGCUGUACAGCCGCAGACUGCUCUAAAAGAUGCUGAGGAGGCAGAGGAGAAGGAAGAGACGGAUAGAUUAUGGGAGGAGAUGGAGGACGCGGACGACGAGACUUCUGCUAGGAAGAAGCAGCGUAAAUAGACCCGUUGUACGCUGUAUCGAUGUGCUCCUUUCGCUCGCUGGCAGUACGGCUUUCGACUGUCUGGAUGUCCAAGUUCAAC